GCCUGGUUCCUGCUGCGCAUGCGCCGUGGUGUUGCAGGCUCUUGCGGCCUUGUUUGGUUCUCCCGCCAGCCAUGCCUUACGCCAACCAGCCCACCGUCCGCAUCACGGAGCUCAGCGACGAGAACGUCAAGUUCAUCGUGGAGAACACGGACUUGGCAGUAGCUAAUUCCAUCAGGAGAGUGUUCAUUGCUGAAGUUCCCACCAUCGCCAUAGACUGGGUACAGAUAGAUGCCAACUCCUCGGUCCUCCAUGAUGAGUUUAUUGCACAUAGGUUAGGUCUGAUCCCUCUUACCAGUGAUGAUGUUGUUGAUAAACUGCAAUAUUCCAGGGACUGUACCUGCGAUGAGUUUUGUCCCGAGUGCUCAGUAGAGUUCACGUUGGACGUGCGAUGCAACGAAGACCAGACCCGCCACGUCACGUCACGUGAUCUCAUCUCCAACAACCCUCGAGUUAUACCAGUGACCUCCCGGAGCAGAGAUAAUGAUCCCAACGACUACGUUGAACAGGAUGACAUCCUCAUUGUCAAGUUGCGGAAAGGGCAGGAACUGAGGCUUCGGGCCUACGCGAAGAAGGGCUUUGGCAAGGAGCACGCCAAGUGGAAUCCCACCGCAGGGGUGGCCUUUGAGUACGACCCGGACAACGCCCUGCGGCACACCGUCUACCCAAAACCGGAGGAAUGGCCAAAGAGUGAAUACUCUGAAAUUGAUGAAGAUGAAGCACAGGCUCCGUAUGAUCCAAACGGAAAGCCAGAAAGGUUUUACUACAAUGUGGAAUCCUGUGGUUCUCUGCGGCCCGAGACCAUCGUCCUCUCGGCCCUCUCUGGCUUGAAAAAGAAGCUGAGUGACCUCCAAACGCAGCUGAGCCACGAGAUCCAGAGCGACGUGCUGACCAUAAACUGAUAUUUGCUUGUGUCUGAAAGGAGCCCUGAUUUCCGGGAAAGAUACGGGACUCUGGUUGUUGUAAUGCGCAAAGUCUGAUGGCAUCAAGAGACAGUAUAGAUUCAUGCACGGCGGAACUCUUCGCCCUCAAGUUUAGUUUGCAUUUCUUUGACAGCAUCAUUAUGUCCAGGUUAUCUUCAGUACUCACUUAAGACGUUGCUGCUGUUGGGGGGGGGGGGGG
Messenger RNA from Anolis sagrei ordinatus, 1119 nucleotides. It is a transcript of the gene POLR2C, whose product is annotated as RNA polymerase II subunit C. Gene Ontology annotation, biological process: DNA-templated transcription. The record is from RefSeq and is a predicted model, not a curated record. NCBI's taxonomy places the organism in Eukaryota, Metazoa, Chordata, Lepidosauria, Squamata, Anolidae. Gene Ontology annotation, molecular function: protein dimerization activity; DNA binding. Gene Ontology annotation, cellular component: RNA polymerase II, core complex.